Ananas comosus (pineapple) is the source of this 999-nucleotide messenger RNA. Its product is annotated as multiprotein-bridging factor 1a. NCBI's taxonomy places the organism in Eukaryota, Viridiplantae, Streptophyta, Magnoliopsida, Poales, Bromeliaceae. Gene Ontology annotation, cellular component: nucleus. The coding region runs from base 310 to 738 and encodes 142 amino acids. The transcript is spliced from 4 exons. The record is from RefSeq and is a predicted model, not a curated record. Gene Ontology annotation, molecular function: DNA binding.
UGCCGCAGAGAAAACGGGUGGACUCUGCCCCGGGUGGGUGCAGAGUCGCCCGUUUUAUAUCCCUGCUAGGGAGUUGUUGUUGUGCCAUUUAUCUAUCCCAAAUAAAUAAAUCGCUUCGAAGGUUCUAGAGACGGUGCCCUCCCAUUUCUCCGACACCAUCGUCUCCUCCGCUUCUUCUUCUUCCGCCACACACACACACACACUCUCUCUAUCUCUCUCUAUCUCUAUCUAUUUCUCUUCAAUUCUUCGUAACCCACCCUAGAAGAAGAAGGGAAGGGAAGGGAAGGGAAGGGAGGUGUCGAUACGAUAAUGGCGGGGAUCGGGCCGAUCUCGCAGGACUGGGAGCCGGUGGUGAUCCGCAAGAAGGCGCCGACGGCCGCCGCCAAGAAAGACGAGAAGGCCGUCAACGCCGCCCGCCGCUCCGGCGCCGACAUCGAGACCGUCAAGAAGUAUAAUGCUGGUACGAACAAGGCUGCUUCUAGCAGCACGUCCUUCAACACGAAGAAGCUCGACGAGGAUUCUGAAAACCUCGCCCAUGAGCGCGUUCCAAGUGAACUGAAGAGGAAUAUCAUGCAAGCUCGAUUGGAUAAAAAGUUAACACAGGCUCAGCUCGCGCAGAUGAUCAACGAGAAGCCCCAGGUCAUUCAGGAGUAUGAGUCGGGGAAAGCCAUUCCCAACCAGCAGGUAAUCUCUAAACUGGAGAGGGCUCUCGGAGUAAAACUGCGAGGAAAGAAGUAAUCUGCAACCCUAUAUAUAUAAUGUGGCCUGUAGCUGUUUCCUGCAACAGAGUCUGGAUUUCAUCUAUGCAGCUUGUCGAUCGAUAUGUGUUGCGUUUGUGGUCUUUUGCUUUGGCGCAUGCAUGAAAAUAACUUUCGUUGCAAGGGAUUGUAGGACUCUAUAAUAUGUUCGGGUAUAUGAUCGGUUUAACUUGUGUGUCUUGUGGAAAUUGCUCAAUACUCUCCUUUAUGUGCAAGAUGUCUCUAUCUUCUUUGGACCUUC